This is a messenger RNA of Lingula anatina, 2458 nucleotides long. Its product is annotated as inosine triphosphate pyrophosphatase. Gene Ontology annotation, biological process: nucleoside triphosphate catabolic process. Gene Ontology annotation, cellular component: cytoplasm. The record is from RefSeq and is a predicted model, not a curated record. NCBI's taxonomy places the organism in Eukaryota, Metazoa, Brachiopoda, Lingulata, Lingulida, Lingulidae. Gene Ontology annotation, molecular function: nucleoside triphosphate diphosphatase activity.
UCUUUCGCGCGCGGUGUUGUGCUCCUUUUACAGUAAAACAUGUCCAGGGCAAUUACCUUCGUGACCGGCAAUGUCAAGAAAUUGGAAGAAGUAGUACAUAUACUGGGUCCCUCGUUUUCACAGAAGUUUGUCACCUGUGACAUAGAUUUACCAGAAUAUCAAGGAGAACCAGAUGAUGUCACCAUCGCUAAAUGCAAGACGGCAGUGGAACAUGUCAAGGGGCCUGUCAUGAUCGAGGACACUUGCUUGUGUUUUAAUGCACUGGGUGGUCUACCUGGUCCAUACAUCAAGUGGUUCUUGAAGAAAUUGGGUCCUGCAGGUCUAUUCAAGCUUCUUAAUGGCUUUGAAGACAAAACAGCAUAUGCAUUAUGUACAUUUGCCUAUUCAACAGGAAACCCCAAUGAAAAAGUAAUGUUAUUUCAAGGUAAAACUGAGGGUAGGAUAGUAGAGCCACGUGGACCAAAUGACUUUGGCUGGGACCCUUGCUUCCAACCUGAUGGUUUUGAACAGACAUAUGCAGAGAUGAGCAAAGAUCAGAAGAAUUCUAUAUCACACAGAGGGAAGGCCCUUAGGUCUUUGAAAGACUAUUUUGCAGGUCAAACCAAUUCUACUUGAUGAUAAUGUAGCUAACAGGGGCAGAUCCAGAGAUAUUUUCUGGCAGUCUUUUAAAUUAUCUUUGUUGAUCCACCCUCCAUUUUUAACCGUCUUCUGACAGAAAAAAUUAGAUGCCCAUCAAUGUAAACUUGAAAAAUUCUGACCGUUUUCCAGAAGAAGACCUCUGUCCUCCCCUGAUUCAGAAUGUUAUACUUCAAAAUUUCAGGUGGUGAAUUAUAUAUGCAUAACUAGAUGUUGAUGAAUCAUGAAACAUUUCCUCUGAGCUUAAAGCUACUAGUGCUGAUUUGUCUUUACCCAGUAUUUGCUCUCCGUUACUGUUUCAGGAUUCACCUGUGUUGAAAAGCCUUAAGUCUGAACUCAGGUUUUACUAUAGCUUUAUUUUAAAAUGCUGGUCCACUUAAAGAAAUAAAAGAAAUAAUAAAUUCUUGUGCAAUAAAAUGCAAAUGAAUAGAGAUAGAAAUUGCCUAAAUGUAGAGAUACAACUUACAUAACUGUUGAGUCCAACAGCUACAAUGUAGGUGAAAAAAUUUUGUACAACACAUUAAGUCUGUAGUUGGCACACUUGAAAAUAAGAGUGGGUAUAUGACAACAUCACACCCGAGUACUCAAAAAUGUGCCAUUAGUGGGUAUAGUUAUGAGUAAUACCAUUAAUAUUUAUGACCUGCCAAAAAAUUAUAAAUUUAUUUAAGAACACUCACCUCUCAGUAACUAUUCAAGUAGUACAGAAAUUAAGCUUAGUAGACUAAAACUCUGUGCAAAAUGUGGACGAAUGAAUGGCAAAAUAGAAUAAAGCUUUUUUCUUAUGAAAUUAUUAUUGUUGGUGUUGUUUACAAACAAAGAAGAAUACAAAUGAAAUCCAUAAUAUAUGCUUCUAGGACAAUCCUCCCCCCCCCCCCCCAUCUCAAGAAAGAAUAUACACUGCUUUUGAAUGAUCAUUUUCAGGCAUUUAUACAUUUCUUGAAUAUAGGAGACAAAAUAUAAUAAAAAACAAAGGUAUUGGCUAUUAAUUACAAGAUUCAGGAAGCUCACACAUCAAUGAACCUGAGAGAUAACCUUAACUACGUGCAAACUUUUAAAAAGUGCAAUUACAUGGUAUUUUUUAUUAAAAAAACAAUUCCAUUUUACCAUUAUUUUCUAAAAGCAAUUAUCAUUUUAUCCACAUUUCAUUUGAUGUUAGGAAGUUUUCUGAAUGGGUCAAGUAAAUUAUAAAAAUGAAACUAGAAAAAAAUAAAAUAACUGAAGGUUGGUUAUUUAUGGUCAUUUGGUAGUGGAAGAACAAUUAAAACUGACAGUAAAUUCAUCGGUGGAAUACCUGGGAGAAUGAGAUCAUGUUUACCUCACGUUUACCUGGUGAUGCACCUUGAUUAUAGGCAGUCAAUGUGAUGAGGUGGUGUUGGGGGGGGGUUCAAGAUGACUAAAAGUGACAAUAAGUUCACCAAGGGAUACCUGGAUAAGUGAGAUACCUGGAGAUACAAAUUUAUUAAAGGCAGGCAUUUAUAAUUUUUGUCAAUAUCACAUUCUUCAUUCUUAUAAUUAUAUUCAUUACUGGAUGGAAUUGUCCUGAUACCCUAUAAUGCAAAUAAGUAAAUGAAGAACUUCAAUUAAAUAACAUUUAUUUUUCACAUAGCUUCUGCAAAUAUUAAAUCAAAAAUGCCAUUUACAUUUGCCUCUCAUAUUACAUUUUAAGUAGCACUUUGACAUAUUUGUCAUAAAAUGAGAUUUUAAAAAAAUUCACUGAGAAACACAUCCCUCUAUUCACUGUGUUUCUUAGGGCGUAUUCCCAUAGAUUUUAGAUCGAUCUAUCCCCGUGGGGAGUCUCACUAGAUUACUGUCAGAUAAUCUG